This is a messenger RNA of Elgaria multicarinata webbii, 2898 nucleotides long. RefSeq names its product toll-like receptor 13. Gene Ontology annotation, molecular function: protein binding; transmembrane signaling receptor activity. Gene Ontology annotation, cellular component: plasma membrane. The coding region runs from base 1 to 2898 and encodes 965 amino acids. The record is from RefSeq and is a predicted model, not a curated record. The transcript has a single exon. NCBI's taxonomy places the organism in Eukaryota, Metazoa, Chordata, Lepidosauria, Squamata, Anguidae. Gene Ontology annotation, biological process: immune response; inflammatory response; toll-like receptor signaling pathway.
AUGUGCCGGAUAGGAUUCCUGCACCCUUUCCUGGCUUUUGUUCUGCUUAACACUCAGGAGGCAACUGGCUAUGGUUUCAGGAACUGCAUCCAAUCCAUGCGGAAUCCAAGUUAUUUCAAAUGCAUGCAGCGCUUCCUAAAAACUAUCUCCAGUGCUGUGAAUGACCUUCCCAGCAACGCUCUGGUGUUGAAUGUAUCCCAUAAUUCCAUUCGUUUCUUGCCUUAUGGGAGCUUCCACCACCUCCCGGAGCUGAAGGUCCUACGCGUGGGCUACAACAAAAUGGAAAUGAUAGAAGAUGGGGCCUUCGAAAACCUCACCGCCUUGGAGAUGCUUGACCUCUCUUGCAACCAUCUCAAAAACCUGCCUGGAGCUGUGUUCCAAGGCUUGCCAAACCUCCUUCAACUCCGCCUGAACGAAAACCACUUGAGCACAAUACAUCAGGAUAUGUUUAGCCCGUUACAGAACCUUCUGAACCUAGAGCUCCAGGUCAACAAUUUGGGAAGCUUUGAAAAAGUAGUUCGGAGCAUACAAAAGCUGACACGGCUGAAGGAACUGAACCUGUGCAAUAACAGCCUGACCUCCCUCCAGUCUAAACUGAUGCUUCCCACGUCCCUGUCUACCCUCCUGCUUUGCAGCAAUUUCCUGUGCAAGAUAGAUGCCACAGGGCCAGGGUUCCUACAGAAUGUGAAAAAACUGGACCUUUCUUACAACAAUAUCUCAGAAGUCUCUUCCUUUGCAACAGUCAAACUCCAGAACCUCACCAGGCUGAAGCUGAUGGGGAACAGCAUAGACAUUUUCCAGCUCUUGAACAUUUCUGAUCUGCAGCCUCACAGCCUGGACUACUCUGGGCUACAUUUGAGUAAAUCCUCGCAGUUGACCAAAUUGUGCCAGCAUCUCGGGAAAUCCAACUUUUCUUUGCAUCUAUCUCUGCAGAGCAACAACCUCCGGACCCUGAACAGCAACACUUUCUCGGCAUGCCCUCCGAUCUCGCUGCUGGACCUCUCAAGAAACCGUCUCCGAUCAGUGGGAUGUGUAAGGGAGGUGUUGAAUGUGACUGUUCAAAAUAAGCUGAGAACGUUGGUUGUGGAGCACAACCUGUUGAACAAACUAAAGUCCUGCUCUAAACGUUCUGUCUUAAAAGAGCUGAGGACCAUCUCUUUUCGUUUCAAUCGCAUCCUCGAUGUCAGUAGGUUUGCUUUCCAAUAUGCCCCUUAUCUGGACAAACUCCAUCUUAACAUCAACAGCAUUGCUUUUUUGCAUGAGCAAGCCUUAAAGGGUUUAAAACGACUCACAGAGUUGCGCUUGGAUAACAACCUACUAACUGAUAUCUAUAAAACCAGCUUUGAGGACCUGAUCAGCCUCCAGACACUCAAUCUCCGGAACAACCAUAUUUCUGUCCUCUUCCCUGGCAUCUUCAGAAACCUUGGGAAUCUCUCUAUCUUAGAUUUGGGUGGGAACAAUAUCCAUAGGUUGACCAAUAAGUCAUUUGAAGGACUGAGGAACAUCUCCAAACUCUAUCUGGACGGCAAUCAUAUUGAGUACAUCAGCCACAACUUUUUCUAUCCAGUACAGAGCACUCUCGAAGUGUUGGACUUAAUGGGCAAUAAGAUACAGUACAUCAGCAUGAAGCAACACAGCCCACCUCCUUUCUUGAACUUGCACCUAGUCUAUGAUCUCAAGCUUCAAGCUCAGCAACCCUAUGGUAUGAAGAUCAUCCCACCAAAGUUUUUCAAGGGCCUGACUUCUUUGCGCAAUCUCUACCUGUCUGAAAACAAGAUUCUCUCCAUUGCACCAGAUGUCUUUGACGACCUAGGACAGCUGAAAUAUUUAAGCUUGAUUGAUAGCAGUAAUGGCAUGGGGAACUUUCCACCUGGUGUAUUCAAGAAUCUGAGAAACCUGACUACUCUCAACCUGGAGAAUGCUGGCCUCCGUACCUUGACUCUGGAGGUCUUUGGGAACCUCACCAGUCUACGCAAUCUGCAACUAGGGAAGAAUGAGCUGCAGACAAUCAACAGCAGUGUUUUGGAAAAGCUGACCUCACUGAGGUACCUUGACCUUCGCAAGUGCCCCUUGUCUUGCACUUGUGAUAACAUUUGGUUCCAGAAGUGGCUGGUCCAUAGCCAGGUGCAAGUGGUUUACCUGUACAACUACCCCUGCAAUUCUGGGCAAUCCUCCAGUUACGUGUAUAGUUUCGAUACCCAUGUCUGUUUCCAAGAUGUGGGGUUCUACCUUUUUUCUGUCACUUUCCCUGCUCUGCUGCUCCACAUGCUGCUCCCUUUCCUCUACCACCGGACCUACUGGCAUCUGAAAUACCACAUCUAUAUCCUGCGUGCUUGGGUCAAUGAUCGCUGGAGGCGGGGCAAGGAUGAGCAUUACAAAUUUGAUGCCUUUGUCUCCUACAACUCCACUGAUGAGAGCUGGGUGCUGGAGCACUUAGUGCCCAGCCUAGAGAAAGGAGGGGGCCCCAUCUUCCGUCUCUGCCUCCACCACAGGGACUUUCAGCCGGGGAGGUACAUCAUAGACAACAUAGUGGACAGCAUCCACAACAGUCGGCAUACCAUCUGCAUCAUCAGCAGGAAUUACCUGCAGAGUGAGUGGUGCUCCAUGGAGAUCCAGCUAGCCAGCUACCGUCUUUUUGAUGAACUGAAGGAUGUCCUCAUUCCAGUUUUCUUAGAGGCCAUCCCAGAACGAGAGCUUUCUGCCUACCACCGGAUGCGGAAGGUGAUGCUGAAGAAGACAUAUAUUACGUGGCCCCCGGACCCUGAGGCUCAGAAGUUGUUCUGGGCUAAGCUGAGGAUGGCUUUGAAAACGGGUAACUCUGAGAAGGAAGAGGAAACAACAUACUGGUUUGAUAAGGAUGGCAAACCACUCUUGGAGACGUCCACCAAGACAGAAUAG